Molecule: messenger RNA, 1979 nt
Organism: Phytophthora infestans T30-4
Lineage: Eukaryota; Oomycota; Peronosporomycetes; Peronosporales; Peronosporaceae
Exons: 7
Coding region: 1-1965 (654 amino acids)
Biological process (GO): nuclear envelope organization
Cellular component (GO): nuclear envelope
Molecular function (GO): protein-membrane adaptor activity
Source: RefSeq, a predicted model, not a curated record
AUGGCGGAUGGCAACACGUACACUCGUCGGCUGCGCAGCCGCAGACGCUCAGAUUCGACGUCCUCGGAGGAAGAGGAGGAUCCCCAGCGUGUCACAAGGAGUGGCAGUCGGCGCUAUGGUAUCUACACGCCUGAGCCAGUGCAGCGUACACUAGAGCUGCGGUCGGACGAGUUUGAAGAUGAUGAUGAAGAAGAAGACAGCGAUUUUGAAGAGCUGGACGACUAUGGUGAGACAGUUUACCGAAGUACGACGUAUCGUCCACCUCAGGUAUACGAACAGGACGUAGUCGAGCUUGAAGAUGUCCACGAAGACGACGAAGUGGACAUUGAAGUGCAGGAAACACCCGAGCACGAGGCGCAACGCUCAGAGCUCAAGCGACGAGCGGCAGGCGCUGCCGCGUAUUUCAAGAAAUCAAAUAAAGUUGACAGAAUGUGGCAGAAAGUGACAGACUCGAAGGCAAUGAAGACUAUCUCGAAGUAUCUACGGAGAUUCUGGCGCUUCAUGCUUCGCAACUCGUUUAUGGCGGUGAACGUGCUGUGGCUGCUAGCGCCACUGUGCUGCUUCGUGGUUGCGAUUACAGUUCCGCACCAUUUGACGACUGCUUUCCAGUACGUGGACGAUUUGUCGUCUAGCUGGAUUGGUGGUCGUGGAAAUGCAGACGCUGGAUUCGAGAAGGGAGCGAUGCGCUCCGUCGUGCAGGAGAUCGUGGACAUGAAGUUGGUAGGCUUGAACGAGGAGAUCGGUAUGCUGCGCCAAACUGUGCAGACGCAGGAGCAUGAGAUUGAAGCGCUGAAGUUGUUGCACGUUACGUUGCGUCUCGAUCUCGAUGAACAACGGCAGAAAUUCAGCCUGUCAGAACCCGAUAGCGCCAUCAACGUCCACAUUGAAAAGGUUGUCACCAAGCACACUGAAGAACUGUGGGAAAAAAUCAUCGACAGGACUUCGCAGCUACAACAAGACUUGCAAAAUGCAACAAAGCAACAGUCGGUGAUUUCUUCAGUGCUAAAGGAGCAGGAGGAGAAGAUGGAUUCGGUUCAAACCAUCGUGGAGAAGACUGCAUCGACGCCAGCGCCGGAUGCAGCUAGCGAGAACGCGCGAGCGAUGAAGAAAGAGUUUACCCAAUGGCGUCAAUCGUUUGAGAUCGAGCUACAGUCUGAGAUGCAGCGUAAAGUGCAGGCCAUUGAAAGCCGCAUGUCAAGAGUGCUACAAGACGAGAAGGACGCACUCUCGUCAAGUGCUGAUGCUCUACGUGGCUUGGAUGCCACCGAUCCAGGAAUUCUCCGAGUAAUUGAGGUUGCCGUUCAAGCUGUUGAGAUCAAGAAAACAGGACGUGUGGAUCACGCUGCUCUUGCGAACGGAGCCUCGGUGAUUCAUUCAGAGCGCGAUCUCCUGUACCAAGACAGCUCGUCUCCUGUGCAGCUGCUGGCCCAACUUGUAGGGCUAAGCGACUCCGACGGUGACAGUAGAUUCACGUCGCCUUCUUACCGUCGUGCACCGGCCCCAUUCUUGGGGCAAUUGUUAUCUUCCGGAGAGAAUCCGUGGUGGCUGUCACGCCAUAAUGGUCGACCGGAGACUGCACUAUCGGAGACGAUGGAGAUUGGAAGUUGCUGGGGUAUUUCCGGCUCCUCUGGCCGCCUCUCAGUGAAGUUCGCGCAACAGAUUGUUGCUGACGCGAUCACCAUCGACCACAUUCCGGCACAAAUCGCAUCCGACUUCAGCUCUGCGCCGAACCAGUUCCGUGUUCUGGGCAUAUCGGGUCACCCAUUGCGAGAAACGGUGGAGCUUAUUUCGUUUGGAAACUUUUCCUACGCAAGUAAUGGACCAGCUAGUCAGACAUUCAAGCUGACGUCGUCUCUGAGCCAGCGCUCUGCUAUUGAUGGUAUUACGUUGGAGGUGCUGUCAAACCAUGGUAAUCCCGAGUACACUUGCCUGUAUCGCUUCCGGGUGCACGGCCAACCUGCCUAAGAUGCGGUAAAGUA